AUGAGGGAUGCUUCCCACCUCCAGAUCCUGCUCCUGUUGGUGCUGGGAGCCAGAAUGCAGAGGUGUGCAGCUUGUGGGCAGCCCCGUAUGUCCAGCCGAAUCGUGGGGGGCCGUGAUGCUCGGGAUGGAGAAUGGCCAUGGCAGACAAGCAUUCAGCACCGUGGAGCCCAUGUGUGUGGGGGGUCACUCAUUGCACCCCAGUGGGUACUGACAGCAGCUCACUGCUUCUCCAGACGGACACUGCCAUCAGAAUACAGCGUGCUCCUGGGAGCACUGAGUCUGGGUGUCACAUCAUCCCAUGAGCUCUUGGUUCCUGUAUUGCGGGUGCUGCUGCCCCCUGACUACUCUGAGGAUGAGGCCCGUGGUGACCUGGCACUGCUGCAACUGCGUCACCCGGUGUCCCUGAGUGCCCGAAUCCAGCCUGUCUGCCUGCCGGCACCAGGGUCCCAUCCACCACCAGGGGCUCCAUGCUGGGUCACUGGCUGGGGUAGCCUCCAUCCAGGAGUGCCACUCCCAGAGGGGCGACCCUUGCAAGGAGUGAGGGUGCCACUACUGGACUCCCGCUCCUGUGACCGCCUCUACCACGUGGGUGCCAAUGUGCCCCAGGAUGAGCGCAUAGUGCUACCAGAGAACCUGUGUGCUGGCUACCGCAGGGGUCAUAAGGAUGCCUGCCAGGGUGACUCUGGAGGACCCCUGACCUGUAUGGAGUCUGGCCGCUGGGUCCUAGUGGGUGUGGUGAGCUGGGGUAAGGGCUGUGCCCUGCCCAACCGUCCAGGUGUCUAUACCAAUGUGGCCAAGUACAGUCCCUGGAUCCGGGCUCACAUGAGCCUCUGA
This is a messenger RNA of Arvicola amphibius (Eurasian water vole), 834 nucleotides long. Its product is annotated as serine protease 33. NCBI's taxonomy places the organism in Eukaryota, Metazoa, Chordata, Mammalia, Rodentia, Cricetidae. The transcript has 6 exons. The coding region runs from base 1 to 834 and encodes 277 amino acids. The record is from RefSeq and is a predicted model, not a curated record. Gene Ontology annotation, biological process: proteolysis. Gene Ontology annotation, molecular function: serine-type endopeptidase activity.